Komagataella phaffii GS115 is the source of this 666-nucleotide messenger RNA. Its product is annotated as Protein involved in rRNA processing. The record is from RefSeq and is a predicted model, not a curated record. The transcript has a single exon. Lineage: Eukaryota; Fungi; Ascomycota; Pichiomycetes; Pichiales; Pichiaceae. Gene Ontology annotation, biological process: rRNA catabolic process; U4 snRNA 3'-end processing; nuclear mRNA surveillance. Gene Ontology annotation, cellular component: cytoplasmic exosome (RNase complex); nucleolus; nuclear exosome (RNase complex). The coding region runs from base 1 to 666 and encodes 221 amino acids.
AUGGUAUUGCCAGAGUAUCAAACGUCUCUGUUGAAUAAAGUUGACGGCUCUUCGACUAUUUCGAUUGGCGAGGUCAAAGUAAUUUGCUCGGUAACCGGACCAAUUGAAGCUAAACCACGACAAGAAUUACCAACACAAUGUGCCAUAGAGGUGAACAUAAGGCCCGAAGUGGGUGUCGGCUCCACAAGAGAGAAAAACAUGGAAGACAAGCUGAGAGUUGUUCUAAAUGGAACUAUUAAUAAAUUUCAGUAUCCAAGACAGCUGAUUCAAGUACAUUUGCAUAUUAUAUCAAAGAGUCAAGCGACGGAGAAUAACCUGAAGGAUCUACAUGCCUGUAUCAAUGGAGCGUACCUGGCACUUAUUGACGCUAACAUAUCUCUUUUGAGUUCAUUCUUGUCGACAUAUGCCGUAAUCAACGAUGAUAGACUGAUAUUCAAUCCAACUUCUGAACAAAUUCAAUCCUCAAUAUCUCAUCAUUUGGUCUGCUUUGAUAUCAAAAGCGGCAGGGCCGAUGAACUUUUGUUCGUCGACUCAGUGGGGGAGUUCACGGAGGGGGAACUUAUGACAGUAUUGGACCAAAGCAUAGAAGAGAUUGAAUCGAUGAAUAAAAUCGUUCGAAAGACAAUAACCGAGAAAGUGUCAAGGGACUAUAUCUGGAAAUACUAA